This is a messenger RNA of Labrus bergylta (ballan wrasse), 2721 nucleotides long. It is a transcript of the gene creld1b, whose product is annotated as protein disulfide isomerase Creld1. Gene Ontology annotation, molecular function: calcium ion binding. NCBI's taxonomy places the organism in Eukaryota, Metazoa, Chordata, Actinopteri, Labriformes, Labridae. The record is from RefSeq and is a predicted model, not a curated record.
AGAUAAUGCUUUGUGCACUUUAUAUGUGACAACACUACCAUACUGCCCAUCUGUUUAGUAUUUGGCGUGGUGUGAUUGGUUGAAGACUGAAAUCCCCUGCGGGGUUGGGCGGUGCCAUGGUAUCCUGGGUGGCUCAGACAGCUGCUGCAUGGAAAGCAGAGAGAGAGAGAGAGAGAGAGAGAGAGAGAGAGAAGCAACUGGAAGCUAUUCACUUGAUUCAACUCAAUGCACACUAGCUCUACAGCUACGUAGCUAGCGAGUUAUCAAGCUGGUUGGCCAUUGCAGUGGCUUACCCAGUAGAAAUGACACAUUUAAAGCUUUAACAAGGGGCUUCCAAAAAUGUGAAAGUCUGCCUGCGUUGUGUAGAACCAGGGGGGCUGGGAAACGGAGACUCAUCAUCAGUGGUGCAGCAGACGUGGUGGCUUUGCAAUAAGGAUCAUGUGGUGGGCCUGGCCUUUCCUGCCGGCCCUUGUGCUUCUCUCAGAGCUCUCUGUGGUGAGAGUCCAGACUGCACCAUGCCAGACCUGCCGAAAACUAACAGAGAGUUUCAUUAAGGGCUUGGAGACAACAGCUAACAAGAACUUUGGGGGAGGUAACACUGCCUGGGAAGAAGAAAAGUUGGCAAAGUAUGCACGCAGCGAGACUCGGCUCCUCGAGAUUGUAGAAGCUGCUUGUGAGAAGGCCGAUUUUGAAUGUAACCAGCUGCUGGAGCAGAUAGAAGACCAAGUGGAGACAUGGUGGUUCCACAGGCAGCUGGAGGCUCCAGACUUGUCUGAGUGGCUGUGCAUAGAGGAGCUAAGACUCUGUUGUCCACCUGGACGCUUUGGACCUGAAUGUAAAGAGUGUCCAUCUGGCCCUGGUGGUGUGUGUGGAGGUCUGGGGCGCUGCGAGGGAGAGGGGACUCGCCUUGGAGAUGGAGAGUGCGUCUGUGAUCCUGGGUAUUCAGGAAGUCUCUGCCAGAGCUGUGCUGAUGGUUACUUCAGAGAGAAAAGCUCCAAUGAGAGUGCAGGAGCCUGUGCAGCUUGCUACUACUCAUGUAAGAAAUGCCUUGGCCCGCAAGACUACAAAUGCCUCGACUGCAAACCCGGCUGGAUCCUUCAUGACAACAAGUGCGUGGACGUUGACGAGUGUGGCACAGAGCUGGCUCGAUGUGCUUCUAACACGUACUGUCACAACACCGAUGGAUCUUAUGAAUGCAGAGGAUGUGACCAGGCAUGUGUUGGCUGCAUGGGCAGUGGUCCUGCUCGCUGUAAGAAAUGUUCACGUGGCUACAAAUUGAAAGGAGCGAAGUGUCUCGAUGUAGAUGAAUGUAGCGAACGUGCAAUAGCAUGCCCAGGACUCAAUGAGGCCUGCACCAAUGAGGAAGGCUCCUUCCACUGUGACUGUGCUGAUGGAUUCAUUAGAAGAGAUAGUAUUUGUGUUGAAAAUAAGCCUCCUGCUGGCCCGGAAAAAGGUCUGUUUGACGACAUGACGGACGACGAGGUCCUCGUGCUGCAACAGAUGUUCUUCGGCGUCGUAAUCUGUGCACUUGCUACGCUUGCUGCUAAAGGUGAUAUGGUUUUCACCGCCAUUUUCAUUGGAGGCGUGGCUGCUAUGGCUGGAUACUGGCUGACAGAAAAGGGAGACUACAUGCUCGAUGGAAUCCUGAAAGGACGCUAGACUGAGAUGGUCCACGAUUUUUGAAAAAGGGACCUUCCAAUACCAGCUGGUUCGAGGGCAGGAACAUAUCCCUACAAUGCUAGAUUUUUUUCAGGGAUUUAUUUGGGAUCGGGAGUUACUUAAAAAGGGCUUUGACUCAUUUAUGUUUAAGAAUAAGAAAAGGCUGGAAAGUGAGAACUUGAAGGCUCUGAAGCCAUGAAGAGGAAAUAACAAAGCACCACUGCACUGAUGUAAAGGAACUGAACUUGUAACCCUACCUCAACUUUUGUUGGGAGCAAAGGGGGACAUGAAGACCAUUACUGAUUGUUCAACUCUAUUAUGCAUAUUGAUGUCUCAUGUGGCAUUUUUGUUGCUCAAGAAAUGAUGUCGUUUCCUUCCACACAAUCAAAACCUCCAGUCAUUACGUUUGCAGGUUUUUUUAAUUAUUUUUUUUAGAUCAUUGCUAUGAAGCAAAAGCGUUCCCAUAGACGGACUGGUUUGCAAGUUCAGUCUAAUGUGUCAGGAUAAUGAGACACUGAAGCGUCUCCCAAUGAGCAUAGGAGUAGACAAGGGGAUUUUUAAUGAAAACUCUGGGAUGUUUUCAUUAUUAUUUAUUCACAGAAUGACUUUUUACCUCCUAACUCACUGAAUGAUUCUUUUUAGCUUAAUGCAUGAAAACUAGGAUUUCAAAUGAAAGGUACGACACUGUAUGUAUUGAUUCACUGUCUUCUUUAGCAUGGAACCACAGUGACUCCAUAAUGAGGUCGUGAGGAGAUGUGCUAAAGUAAAUACCAGCUCUAAUAUGGAUGUUUUCAGACAUUUUCUGUUGCAAUUUUAAUUUAUUUCCAAAGCAAUAUUUAUUGGAAAGAUGUUUAUUAUAUUAGCUUUGUAUAUUUUUUGCGUCUUGUUAGUUAUAGCUUUUCUUUUCUUCUCAACAGGUAGAGUAGCAUUACGUCACAAAGCCUUUGAAGCGUCACCUCCUUACCUGACCAUCUACUUUGUUUUUCCUUGUAAGGAAAGUUUUCCACAUAUUCAUUAUCUGGUAUAAAAGUUUGAUUUACAAUAAAAGUCUGUCCCUCUUAA